This is a messenger RNA of Cuscuta campestris, 1702 nucleotides long. Lineage: Eukaryota; Viridiplantae; Streptophyta; Magnoliopsida; Solanales; Convolvulaceae. The record is from the annotation of a GenBank genome assembly.
CUGUCUAAUCCAGGUAUCAGAAAAGAGGUGGUAUUGGCUGAAAGUUUUUUCUUUGGCAACUGUACGAGAUUGGGAUGCUUUGGAAAAGUUCUCAAAAGAGAAAAGGCCGCCAAUUGGUAAGUUUUUGAAGUUUUGGUAGGUCCAGGGAAUAUAGGUUUGUAUAAAUGAAAGGGAGGAUGUCUACUUGAGACUAGAUAAACCUAAAUUUUUUUUCCAACCCUUGUUUCAUGGGCUCGUCAUGAUCAACAACAUAUUGAUUCCCAUUUCGCACUAUGGAUAGGUGGCAUGAAAUUAGUGGAGGCACAUAUAUAUUAUAUUUUUUUUCUGGCUUUUGAACUAUACAACAAAUGCAAAACUCCACACAUUUUGAGUCAAAUGUUAAAAUAUCUGGGAAUGAUUUCCAUCAUCUCCGAUGGAGCCAAAAUUUCACCAUUUUUUGGCUUUGGGGUGUGAUGGAAUAAAUCAAAAUGGAUCUCUAAACUGUCUGCGCUUCUUUAAUUAAUGAAGUAGCAGUUAGUCAAGCAAUGCAACUUUCGACGUUGAGCCGGGGGUCUCUUUGGAAACAGCCUCUCUACUUUCAAGUAGGGGCAAGGUCUGCAUACACACACCCUCCCCAGACCCUACUCNGAGUCAAAUGUUAAAAUAUCUGGGAAUGAUUUCCAUCAUCUCCGAUGGAGCCAAAAUUUCACCAUUUUUUGGCUUUGGGGUGUGAUGGAAUAAAUCAAAAUGGAUCUCUAAACUGUCUGCGCUUCUUUAAUUAAUGAAGUAGCAGUUAGUCAAGCAAUGCAACUUUCGACGUUGAGCCGGGGGUCUCUUUGGAAACAGCCUCUCUACUUUCAAGUAGGGGCAAGUAGGCGAAGUGCAAAUGUCUACAAUUCUCUAUGCUUGGGGAAUAGUUGAGUUGGAUAUAUGUUGUAAAAAACCUUUUCCCCCGUUUUUUUCACUGCUAUGUAUAGGCUACAAACCAUUUGUGGAGGCAUGCGUUGAAGCGGGUGAGAAGGGGGAAGCACUCAAGUACAUACCUAAACUGCCUGAUCCUCGGGAAAGAGCAGAGGCUUACGCUCAAAUUGGAAUGGCAAAGGAGGCUGCAGAUGCUGCAUCUCAGGCUAAAGACGGGGAACUGCUUGGCCGGCUGAAGAUGACAUUUUCACAAAAUGCUGCUGCUGCUGCCAUUUUUGACUCGCUUCGAGAUAGAUUGUCUUUCCAAGGCAUAUCAUAAUAGUGUCCUUUUUUAUUUAAUGUGCCAGCAGCUGUUCAUGUGUUUCCUUUAUUUGGACCGUAAAUGUGAUCAGCCAGUCACUUGGAGCCUGGUGAGGUUUUGCACAUUUGCAGGUUCCGCCAUUGCAAGUGACGAAGCUUUUUAUUACAUUUGCUAUCUGAUGUGCGGAGUCUGAGGUGAGUCUCUCAUUACUUUUCGUGUGCGUGCCACCGUUGUUUGAGUUUAUCUUUUGUCUCCCCAUUUUGCCUUUCUAGUUAGCGAGUUGUAUGUGUGAAUUAUAGAGAGAAUUCCCAGUUUGUUUUUAUCCAAUUUGUGUAUAGUACAAUGGUAUGAAUAGACAAAGGCCUUUUUAUAUUCAUCUUUUAUUUCCAGUUAGUUAUUCGGCCCUCCCUAUUCUAGACAUCAGUCUCAAGACUCUUGUUGCAAGAUUCUAGUUUAAAAUUAAGGCGUAAAGAGCCAAAAUAAGAAAUGAUUAUUUGGUUU